Messenger RNA from Hansenula anomala, 1014 nucleotides. Its product is annotated as fungal specific transcription factor domain-containing protein. The transcript has a single exon. Bases 1 to 1014 code for a protein of 337 amino acids. Lineage: Eukaryota; Fungi; Ascomycota; Saccharomycetes; Phaffomycetales; Wickerhamomycetaceae. The record is from RefSeq and is a predicted model, not a curated record.
AUGGGUGUUGAAUAUUAUAAGUCUAAAAUCAAAGAACUUGAGACUAAGCUAGCUAUUUCUGAGGAUCUGAUAUCUAUUUUCGAUUCAACAGGGAACUCAUGCACAAAAUAUUUCGGAGAAAAUAGUAUACCCUCGUUGGAAUCUGAGAUGAUGAAUGGGAUAUUACCCUUUGAGAAAGAUAUAACAAGGGAGAUAAAUCUGAAAAAAAAACCAUUACCAGUGAUCAUAGAUGAUGAUGAUGAAAGGAAUAAGAAAGUUAUCAAAUCAUUAGUUGAGUUUUUCUUCAAAGUGGAUCAAUAUUACUAUUUCAAUGAAAUCAUUGAUAAGGAUGAUUUAUUGAAAUUUUUGGAUAAUUAUGAUACCAUGAAAACAUGGUCCAAUGAUGAAGAUAUGAUGCUGCUCUGUUGUAUUCUUGUUGAUGUUUUGAAAAAUGGACUGGAGAAUCGUGAACCACCAAUAAUUUCACAUCAAGAGGAAAAACUUAAAUAUUUGAUUAAUUAUUAUUUCCAAAUCUCCAAAAUACAAACAACUGAAACUAAAAAAUUCUUACAAUCACAAUUAAUAUUGAUCAACUAUUAUUAUUUUAUUUAUUCUUUUGAAAAAUGUUGGAAAUUAGUCUUCCAAUUAGUUUCAAAUGCUUAUAGUAUUGGACUACACAUAGAAGGUGGUCCACUUUGGACAAAGAUCAAUACAAUGGAGGCACUCAUAUGCUCUGCAUCCUCAAGACCAAAUAUCAUACCUUCUUGCUGUCUGUUUAGUGAAGUUCAAAAAUCAAAUGAUGAGUUGAAAGAGUAUCAACUUUGUGAAGUUUUAAGAAUAAAGAAUGGAUUAUUUGUUUCUUCAUAUGUUAAUGAAACUAAGAUUUGUUAUCAAGCAAUUUUAAAGAUUGAUAAGCAAUAUGAUGAAUAUAAUAGUUUUCUUGAAUCAAAAAUCAUAAAGGAUAUCAAUGAUGAUGAAGUUGAAGUUUCCAAAAAGAAUGAAAAGUUUACUUCUCACACUAAAGAAUCUACGUAA